AUGACAAUCGACCCCUUUUGCCUCUUCCGCACACUCGGGCUCUGUAAAGAGCCCCCCGUAGAACUCACGCAGCCGGAAUGGUGGACUACUUUGCCUGGGGGGGGGGCCCCCGGGGCCCCUGGCUUGAUGAAUUCAAUAAGGCUGCCGCAGCAGCAGCAGCAGCCAUCUUUGCUGCUGCUGCAGCAGCAGCAGCAGCAGCAGCAGCAAGCCCUGGGACAGCCCUUCGACGCAGUCGACGUGCGCGAGAGCGCCACUGAGGUGUACUGCAUGCAAGCAGCAGCAGCAACUUUCUACUUGCCUCCCAAGCAGCAGCAGCAGCAGCAGCAGCAGCAGCAGCAGCAGCUGGCUGGUCUCGCUGCAGCACACAGCAGAGCCUACGCUCCAGCUGCAGCAGCAGCAAACUACCCCAGCAGCAGCCGCAGCAGCAGCGAAGGCCAGACGCAUGUGCCUGGCUUCUUCGGGGACCUGCCUAUAGGCAAGUCGGGCCCCAAAACAGAAGCAGCAGCAGCAGCAGCAGCAGCAGCAGCAGCAGCAGCAGAUAAGUGGGGGGCAGCCAGCAGCACAGAACCCAGCAGCAGAGAGACCAGCGGCAAGAUAGGAAGGGCGUAA
This is a messenger RNA of Eimeria necatrix, 609 nucleotides long. RefSeq lists its product as hypothetical. The record is from RefSeq and is a predicted model, not a curated record. The transcript has 2 exons. The coding region runs from base 1 to 609 and encodes 202 amino acids. NCBI's taxonomy places the organism in Eukaryota, Apicomplexa, Conoidasida, Eucoccidiorida, Eimeriidae.